GGCAACUCGCUGCAAACAGCAGCAUUUGCUGCUCAUGUUGCUGCAGCAGCAAAAGGCCUUUUGCUGGGGGCCCUUUCCCCUUUGUCUCUUGCUGAUGCAGCACAAGCCCUCAACUUGCCUUGCGAAAAUCUGCUUCAAGCAGCAAAUGAGCUCAUAGCCAAAGGCGAAGUUGCUGGAGCCAUUCAGGCCAAAGUCUUCACCCCAGGAAUCUUCUCAGCAGCACAAACGGCACAGGUGCAGCAGCAGCAGCAGCAGCAACAGCAGCAGCAGCAGCAACAGCAGCAGCAGCGGAAGCAGCUUUUGCCUGCUGGCGCUGCGUGGCUGCAGCAGUAG
Messenger RNA from Eimeria necatrix, 333 nucleotides. RefSeq lists its product as hypothetical. Gene Ontology annotation, molecular function: UFM1 ligase activity. The annotation marks the transcript as partial. The transcript has 3 exons. Gene Ontology annotation, biological process: protein ufmylation. NCBI's taxonomy places the organism in Eukaryota, Apicomplexa, Conoidasida, Eucoccidiorida, Eimeriidae. The record is from RefSeq and is a predicted model, not a curated record.